Spizellomyces punctatus DAOM BR117 is the source of this 1724-nucleotide messenger RNA. RefSeq lists its product as uncharacterized. The coding region runs from base 9 to 1613 and encodes 534 amino acids. The record is from RefSeq and is a predicted model, not a curated record. The transcript has 6 exons. NCBI's taxonomy places the organism in Eukaryota, Fungi, Chytridiomycota, Chytridiomycetes, Spizellomycetales, Spizellomycetaceae. Gene Ontology annotation, molecular function: protein binding.
GGCAUAAGAUGGACGAAGUUCCUGCGUCAUCCCCUGAUGCCGAGCAGGCUAGCGGUGUGGUCCCUCAGUCGGAAUUGCCGAAGCGGGUGAAUAGCAAUCCUGCCGUGGCCACCGCAGAGACGAAGAGCGUUGCCCCUCCAUCAGGUCUCUUCGAUACGUCCCAAGGAGUCAACGAGCCCCUUGGGGGUAUUAGCGUGCCCUACGAUGGAGGACCCGAUAAAGGUGGUCAACGAAGAGUUAUCGCCGAAGAUCCAGAGUGGAACCUUGCUGCGGUGGAGAACUUGAGCGAAUUAUGUAUUCGGUCCAUCGUGGCGAAUUUCGAAAAGCGGCCCGUCUUGACAGGCAUCCCAGCUAAAUACCGAGAGCGAUUGCUAUCCUCUAUUUCCGUUGACCUUCCCCUAGUAAUAACAGCGCCCUUAAUUCCUGAUGACACAUAUUGGAAAAGAAAAGCGAUUGCAACGUUUAAACUAUGUGAUCCAUCCGCGCAUGGGGGAGUGUGGAAACGACUGUUCUUCGAAUUGCACAUGCGUCGAAUAAUUGAGGCGUACAUACCAGAUGGGGAACAUUUGGACGCAUUCUUAGCAGACUUGGAUUUGGCAGCGUCCUACGUAGAAACUAUACGUAUCACGCAGCUAUUACCUGUGGGUUACCAGAACAAGAUGAAUCUGGAUCAAAAAGGAGUAGAUGCUCGACGUUUCGGGACACAACGAUCAGGCCAUGUUCCGGGUUCAGAAAAAUCCGCAAUGGACGAAAAUGACAAAGAGUUUACCAAGCCAGGAUCGUCUCCAGAUCAUUUAGACAUUGGCUUGAUUUUAACAAAGCUAAGCAAAGUGUCAGAACUCAAUCUGUAUUAUGGGGUACGAGACUGUGGGAUCGAUUUUGAUUGGCAAUACUUUGGGAUGACGUUGAACGAUUGUAUAUCGCUUGCCAAUGCAGUCAAGGCUUCCCAUCUCUCGAGUUUGACCAUUCAAGCAAGCAGAAUAGACGAUGAUCGAUGCCGAUUGCUAUGUUCCGCCCUACUGCAAAAUAGCACCUUGCAUCGACUUGAUUUGUCGCACAACCGAAUUGGGGAUACAGGUGCCCGCGGACUGGCUAAGGUGCUCGGCACAUCAACAACCGCCCUAGAGUACCUCAACCUCUCGGAUAACAAAAUCGGGCGUCACGGAGCUCGCUGCAUAGGAUCGGCGUUGAAACAAAACAAGACAUUGAAACAUUUAUCCUUGAAUAUGAAUUACUUGACAGAUGCAGGCGGAGCCAGCCUAUGUUCUGACUUGCGUGAAAACGACAAUCUUCAAAAUCUGGAACUCAGUAGCAAUAGUCUUGGCUGGACGACGGUGACCUCUUUAUGUGAUUUACUGAAACACAAUGGGAAAGCCCUCGUCGCUUUGGACCUCAGCUGCAACAAGUUGGGGCGAGUGGCUGCUGGAAAAAGUGAUGGGACGCAGGAAACUCAGACAACUGAAGGAGUGGAUGAUGUAGCAGGAAAAAUGCUAUUAGAUGCCAUUAGUCAAAACAAGUACGUUACAACUUUAGACAUAAGAAUGACGCAGCUUUCCGAGGAAUACACUAUCGCCAUUCAAGGCAUAGUCCAAGAGAACAGGUCGGCCGUAUAACCUUACAGCCAAAUAACUUGUACAUAGAGAUCUUAUCUUAGUUUUAAUCACAUUACCGAUUACACAUGAAAACGAGUCCUCUGAAGAACAUACAGUUCCUCAGUAUGCCAA